Messenger RNA from Vitrella brassicaformis, 5304 nucleotides. NCBI's taxonomy places the organism in Eukaryota, Vitrellaceae. The record is from the annotation of a GenBank genome assembly.
AAACCCCAACGCCCCAAUCUUCUCUCCCCGGCACCAUACCCACAGCCACAGACACACGUAUGGACACAUGCUACACGGCGCGAGUCUGUCUGUGUGUCAGUGACUCAUGACGCGAAGGGGUCGCUGCCAGCAGUGAAGUCUGAGGGAGGUGGGGGCGGCUGGUGCUGGUUGUGGGUGUGAUACGAUGACGACCCUCGCACAUGGAUGCCCAAACCGGCCUGCAUGAUGCAGACACACACAUACAUACAGGGAGAGAGAGAGUGACGCACACGUGGGGGGAGAACUCACCAGUUUUUCGACGAUGAUGCGUUCAUUUUUCUGUGGCCUCUGUCUGCUCCACUCCGUCUCGAUGAUCAUGCCGACGUUCCACCCACGACGCUCAAGCGACCUCACCCACUCCAAAGCCAACGCUGCAGAAUGCACACACACACACACACAGAGACGUUGGUUGUCUGCUGUCUGUCUGCCCACGCUCACAGGCGCACGCACUCACCGCUCGGUCGAGAGUGGAUGCCGUCACGGCCUCUCAGUAGCCUGCAAACACAUAAACCCACACAAGGAGACACAGAUGAGAGAGAUACACCGGCAUCCAUCCAUCCAUCCCGGUGUGUGCGUGCUGACCGCUUCUUCUCGACAAACACGAGAGCGGCCUUGGCGCCACUGGCAUCGGCGCUGCUGCUGCUGGCGUCAGGGCUGGGGCUGGCUGCUGCUGUCUCAUCAGCAGCAUCUGGUGCUGGUGCUGGUGUUGGUGGUGGCGGUGGUUGUGUGACGACGGCCAAAUCGACGACGUGCGGGAGGUCGGGGGACCGGUAGAACACCUCAUGCGACACACCCAGCCUGUGGGCACCGAACCACCACACAAACACACGCACAGAGAGAGAGAGAGGUGGAGAAAGAGAUAGAGAGAGAGAGAGUGUGUGUGUGCUGCUGCUGCUCCUGUCCCUGACCUGUCGAGUAUCUCGCUGGUGUCGUGGGCCCAAUUGCGUCUGAAGGCGUAGUCCUCGCCAAAGCCCUUAUUGAGGUUCUGCGGCCCCUCGGGCCAGGUGAUGACGGCGUCACACAUGGCGGUGAGGUCGUCGAGGUGGGGGGUGGUGGUGGGGAGGGAGGGGAGGGACUCGUGCUGGAAGGCGUCAACCGUCUGACACACACACAUGGAUAGAAUGAUGGAUGGAAGUGUGUGUGUGUGUGUGGUGACCUGGAAGAGUUUCCUGUAGACGUUGCUGUCCUGUCGGAAGUCGUAGCACUUCAACACCUGCCAGCCACAAAUGCCACAGAUAAACAGAUGGAUGAGGGGUGCAAAGAUUUGCACGCCCACAAAAAGUUAGGGGCUUGCAGGAUGCCAUUCGCUGACCACUCUGAGAAUGUGAUGGAAGUCGGGCAGCAGGUGGUGCUGCGUCACCGUGAAACACCUGCACACACCAAUCACACACAUCUCUCUCUCUCUGUGUGUGUGUGUGUGUGUGUCUGUGUGGCUGACGGACCACAGCAGGUGCGAGAACGCCCUCUUGAGCUCUGUGGCCAGGUACUGGUUUGCGAUGCCCUCGCCGCUCAUGGCGCUCUCAAGCUGACCAUUCUGCGCCCCCUCCAACACACGGUCGUACAGCUGACAAACACCACACACAUACAAAGAUACACACACGGAUGCGUGUGAGGUGGUGGUGUGGUGGUGGGAUGGGGGCUGCAUACGUAGUCCAUGAGAGGCGCGUAGGUGACGUUGGCGUGCACCAGAGUCGACACGAUCUGCAAGGUCGACUUCCAUCGUGCAGCGUGGUUGAGUGGGAAGUCGUUCUUGCUGGCCCGGUCCUUGAGGAUGUCCAAGGUGCGCCGACCAAUGCCCUCAAACGCACCUAACCACACAUAACACACAACACACACACGCCGACACCAUACACACACACACACACGCACACGCACACGCUCACACACGGGCGCUUACCCUGGUCGACGAAUCGUAUCUUGAAGAGGCCCGCGGUGAGAGUGACGACCUGCAUGAGGUCGAGGGCGUUGACGGCCUGCUCGUUGGUCAGAUACGUCGCCAACAGAUUCAUGACGUUGGUGUCCCAGUACUCCAGAUUGCCAAACGUCCUGCACACACAGAGAGAGAGGGAUUGACGUCUCUCACAGUUGUGUGAGCGGGUGGCCAUGGGGGAGAGAGAGGGAGAGAGGGGGCGCGUGUCAGUAUGUUUACCGUCCGAUGGAGAUCCACAGGCGUGUGCUCUGCUCCGACCGAGACGUCAUCGACGCCAACAGCUCGUCGCCAUGCGCCUGCACACACCCACAAUUUCUCUCUCUCUCUCUCUCUCUGUGUGUGUGUGUCUGUGUGUGGCUACAUUGAUGAUAGUGGCGAGUGUGCCAAGGAGGGAUGUGUUCCUGUGGUUGAUGAGCGAGAGGCACUCGAGCACCACCCCCACCUCAGUCAAGCUCAGACCGCUCAGGUCCUGCACACGUCCAGCACACAGACACAGACAGAGGGAGAGAGAUGUGUCGUUGGGGCAAUGGGGCUGUUGCGUGCCUUGUAGACAAUCGAGCCGAUGACGGACUCUAUCAGCCUGAUGACACACGAACACACAGAGCUGUCUCCCCCACCACACACCCACACACUUACGCCCUGAUCUCUGCCGUCAUCUGCACCUCACCGAAACCCUCCUACACACACAUGCACACACACACACGCAUGAUGUCUGUCUGUAUCUCUAUCUCCGUCUGAUGCACUGCACUCAAGUACCAAUGCCUUCUGGCCCGGCUGCCUGUCGCCCGGCGGCUUGCAGAAGAUGCGCAGGAUGGUAAGGUGCUCCUUCAGAUCUAAGGAAGGCACGUGCUCCAGCAGCACUUGACAGAGAUGCGCACGCACGCCUAAACCCCACACACAUCCAUCCAUCCAUCAAUGACGUCACACGUACCGGGAGCCAUCUGCGCGACGUCCCUGACGGUGGACACGUUCCUGCUAUAGAGAGUGGGGUCGUGCAGGACGCUCAGCAGCCGCACCAGAUCGGGCGGCGAGAAAUCGGACAGUAUCACGGGAUGGCGCGUGAUGUACUGCACACACAAGAUGCCCAUGGGUGUUUCUCUGUGUGUGUGUGUGUGUGGUGUGGGACGGGGGGAGAGAGAGGGGCGCGUACCGUGAGAACGCUCUUGAGGACAUCCAUGUUGCGCGUGUACCUCAUAGGGUACGCCCGCAGCACUUGUAGGAAAAAGUCACUCGACAUGUCGAUGAUGGCCGCACCAUCGGCAGCACCCUCCCCCCCCUGCUGUUGCUGCUGCUGCUGUUGGUGAGCCUCCAUGUCGACAUCGCCGCUGAUCUGCGUGGCUGCGUCGAUGAUGGCGAGGACGUGUGGCUUGAGAUUGGCCAGCUGCAUGGCGCCCCGCUGGCCCUGCCUGUUGAGCUCCACUAACAGAUCACUGCACACACAUCACACACACACAGGGACUCUCUCUCUCUCCGUGUGUGUGUGUGUGUGUGAAGGUGAGUUCAGGUGAAGUACCCGAAGGUGUUGAGGUGUUCCGAGUUGACCAGCUGCUGCUGGAUCAGGCUCCCUCUCCCCAGCUCGUCGACCAGCUCCGGGCACGAGAUCGACGCGCGGCCGAGGUAGUUGAGCACCAUCACACAACGCUGAGAAACAAACCCAUCCAUCCGUCCAUCCAUCCAUCCAUCGCCCCCGCCACCACCUCCACCUACCUUAAUCUCUUCCAUGACGUCCAUCUGUGGCUGCUGCUGCUGAUGGUCCGGGCUGCCCUCUUGCUGCUGCUGCUGCUGCAGCUGCAGGUGGGCCAGUCGCAUCUUCUCGCGGAACUUGAGGGCGAAUAUGGAGGAGCAUCGCUUGAGCGGUGUGCGUAGGGUGAGGCUGCAGAGGGCCCACAUGCAGUAGGCGAUCGUGUCGGUGUCCACCGACGAACACGCCGACACUGUCGAGUCGAGAAACGACUGUACACACACACACACACACACAAGGACACAGAAGAAAUGUGUGCGUGUGCCGCCGAUGAGUGUGUGGUCGGUUCGGCGGGGGGGAAGGGGCGUCUGUGUGUGCCGUGCCGGCCUCUUACCACGAUGGUGGGGUGCUGUUUGUCGAAGACGUUCAUCUCCACCAGCAGCCCCAGCACCUGAAACCGCUCGUUCCAGUCCAGCGGGCUCGCCGCGCCACGCACAUCUAUCGUGUCGACGAUCUUGCGGAAACACCGCCUGCGAUACACAUACAAUGCCCCCAUGUGUGUGUGGAUGAAUGUGUGUGUGUGUGUGUGGGUGGGAGAUUGAGGUCUUACGGGUCACUCGAGGUGAGCGUGUUGAGGUCGAUGGCCUCCUUUGGCUCGGGGGGAGGGGGUGGAGGUGGGGGCGGCUGAUGCGGCUGCUGUUGGUCGUAGUACUGAGGUUCCGCUGACAUGCCUGCAGACACCAACAGACAGACAGACAGACAGACAGACCGGUGCAAUGGAUCUGUUUACGCAGACACACGCACCUUGCUGGCCAUAGUACGCUGCCGCCUGUGAGGGGUCCUGCGGCUGCUGAUACCCACCACCCCACUGCUGCUGCUGGUCGUAUGACGCACUGGCCUGGCCGUUUGGGUCAGUGGCAACGCCGUAGUACGCCUGAUGCUGCUGGUGCUGUGAGGGGUCGUACCCCCCCUGUGGCUGUUGUGAGGGGUCAUAGGCUCCGUUCUGGUAGUACUGCUGCUGGGCGGCAUCCUCUUGAUGGGCGUACACACCCUCCUGCUCAUAGUACUGCUGAUGAGGAGGGGGGUACUGCUGCUGCUGCUGCUGAUAUUGGUGAUACUGGGGGUCCUGAUACUGGUAGGGGUAGCCGUAGUAGGCGCCCGCGUCCUGCUGCUGCUGCUGCUGGUAGAAGCCGCCACCGGUCGCGUCGGAGUAGGGAUCCACAGACACCUGACUCAACACACACAUACGCAAUCACCCACACAACAACGUGUUGACGACACACCAAACCUUCUCAUCUGAAUCUGUCUGUCGCACCACUCAAGACCACUCAAGACACUGACCUGCCCACCAACAUCCUCAACAUGCUGCGCAUUCACUCCACCUCCACCAGCACCACCACCAGCGGCACUCGCCUGUGUCUGCGCCACAGUGCUCUGCCACCGCGCGUAGCCAUUGCACGUGGGGCAGUUGCUGCCAGGUCCAGCUCCUCCAGCAUUGCCAAACAGCGGCUGCGACAAAACAGUCUGCGGCGCGCCCGGCUGAGCCACCACACGCCACGCGACGGAGGGGUGGGGAGGGCGCAACGUGCGCAGCGGAUGAAGCACGUGCAGCUUCAUCUCUCUCCCAAAGACGCAAAACCGCGAUAAAAGAUCC